Messenger RNA from Megalops cyprinoides (Indo-Pacific tarpon), 1477 nucleotides. RefSeq lists its product as uncharacterized. Gene Ontology annotation, molecular function: hydrolase activity, hydrolyzing N-glycosyl compounds. The transcript has 7 exons. Bases 92 to 1243 code for a protein of 383 amino acids. The record is from RefSeq and is a predicted model, not a curated record. Lineage: Eukaryota; Metazoa; Chordata; Actinopteri; Elopiformes; Megalopidae.
UUGCAGAGGAUACAUUGGUGUGCAACUGAAGUAUAAAUGCAGGAUUUACAAUUGCGGUGCUGUUCGUGUGACUUGCACGUGUGAAAAGUCAAUGGCAACAGCUUUGACAUACUACAGGACGCGACUAUGGACGUCUGCAAAGUGUCACCUUUCGCGAGGAACCUGGAGGUUUGCAGCGUGUGAGCUCUCAUUGAAAGUCUGGAGUAGAAGAUCGGGGAUCCACGUCGGUGUACCCAGCAGCCGAACUAGACAUUAUUCACCUCCUGGGCGGACAGGGAGGCCCAGCAUGAUGAAGAAGCUGCUGGUAGAUGUGGACUGCGGGGUGGACGAUGCCCAGGCUAUCAUGAUGGCGCUGGCUGCCCCCGACGUGCAGAUCUUGGGCAUCACUUGCGUCCACGGAAACACCGUUGUAGAGAAUGUCUGCAAGAACGUCCUGCGAGUGCUCAAAGCCUGCCAAAAGCUGGAGAUUCCAGUGUACCGCGGCGCCUCCAAGCCCAUCCUGGGGAAGACACUGAACGCGGGACACUUCCAUGGGGAGGACGGGCUCGGGGACGCACCUGACCCCCAGGCCCCCAGCCUGGAGCUGAUCCAGGGGGAGGGGGCGGUGGCGGCCAUGAUCCGAAUCGCCAACGAGCACGCUGGGGAGGUGUCCCUGGUGGCAACAGCUCCCCUGACAAACCUGGCCUUAGCGGUAAGGAUGGAUCCCACCUUCCCCCAGAAGCUCAAGGCACUGUACAUCAUGGGGGGGAACACUGACUCUAGAGGGAACACCACAAUGUGUGCUGAGUUCAACUUUGCCGCUGACCCCGAGGCAGCUUACAUCGUACUGAAUGACUACACGUGUCCUACCUACAUUGCAUGCUGGGAAUUCACCUGCCACAACAAGCUGCCCUGGGAGUUCUGCGACACUUGGCUGGCCCAGGACUCAGAGAAGGCCCGGUUCAUGAAGCGGAUCUUUCAGCACAGCAUGGACGUGGUGAACGACGAGAGGUUCAAGAAGGAGAUGGUGGCAGGGCUCGGCUUCGUGUCGUGCGACUCCUAUGCCAUGGCGGCCGCCAUUGACAGCUCGUUCGUGACGGAGUGCGAGCAGGUGGCGGUCAGCGUGGAGCUGACGGGGACGUACACCCGGGGCAUGAUGGUCCUGGACAAACUGGACCUUUUGAAGAAGGAGCACAAGACAUUUAUCUUAAAGAAAGUGGACAUGAACAAGUUCAAGACCCUGAUGAUGAAUGCUCUGAAGUAGUAAUGUCCGUCCUUGGCUCAGGUCUAGCUGUUGCCGCAUACCCUGACCAAACGAGAUCGGUGGGAUCAAAGUGUGUCCAGAGUGCAACCCAUCAACAAGACCUGGAAAUGUACUGUUGGGUCUUCAGUACCUGAUCAGUGGUUUCUACUUUUAUAAAUGAUCUUUUUAAAAAAAAAAGUCUAUAUACAUGCUUUUCUGUAGGGUCGAAAUUGAACCUUUUAUCGUGCAAGUUUU